This is a messenger RNA of Trametes versicolor FP-101664 SS1, 891 nucleotides long. Its product is annotated as phosphatases II. Gene Ontology annotation, cellular component: nucleoplasm; cytoplasm. The record is from RefSeq and is a predicted model, not a curated record. Gene Ontology annotation, molecular function: F-box domain binding; protein tyrosine/serine/threonine phosphatase activity. Gene Ontology annotation, biological process: regulation of ERK1 and ERK2 cascade; negative regulation of protein binding; protein dephosphorylation. Lineage: Eukaryota; Fungi; Basidiomycota; Agaricomycetes; Polyporales; Polyporaceae. The transcript is spliced from 7 exons. Bases 37 to 717 code for a protein of 226 amino acids.
CGUGCUCUCUGGCCCCCUCUCGCUCUCGUAUACACCAUGGAGACUCAGAACGUACCACCUGAAGAGCUACGGGAGCUGAUCCAAGGACCCUCCGAUGUGGAAUGGACGUACGAAAUGCGCCGCCAAUGCCAGGAGAUCCUGCCGCGUCUCUACCUCGGCCCUCUGCAAGCGUCGAAGUCGCUAGACACGCUACUCUCACUGGGAAUCACGCAUGUCGUGUGCAUACGCGACGCGAAGGAGGCGUUCUCCGUGCGGCCACGCUUCGCGGAUCGGUUCCAGUACAUGGUGCUGGACGUGCAGGACAACGAGGAGCAGAACCUCAUCCGCCUCUUUCCCCAGGCCAAGCAGUUCAUAGACACGGCGAUCUCGCAGGGUGGAUGCGUCCUCGUGCAUUGUAACGGUGGGAUCAGCUUGUCGCCUGCAUUUGUCGUCAUGUACGUUAUGCAGCACCAUGGACUAUCAUGGGAGGACGCUUUGCACCUUGUGCAGAAUCGACGGUAUUGCAUCUCGCCGAACGGCGGGUUCUUGACUCAGAUCAAGGAAUACGAGUCGAUCUACAAGGCCACGGCUGCUGUCGCGUCGUACCCGCAGCAGCGCGAGACCAAUGUUCGCAGAAAACGGUCCGAUGAAGAUGACGAGGAGGCGCAGAGGGAUGGCGAACGGUCCAAACGCGCACUAAUGGAUGACGACGAUGACGAAGACGCCAUGCAGACGUGACGGCCGCCCUCCUUUGGAUAUCUGCGCACUCUCCCUCCUCUCCUUGCUUUUGCCAUAUCUUACCGCUGCUUGCCAUAAUCAUCGUUGCAUCACUAUGUCGUAUCGUGCUUUCUGUACUGCCGCUUUUACUGAAUGGGUUUGCUCGCUUUGCGGGCACAUUGCCACCCUGCUUUU